Molecule: messenger RNA, 2809 nt
Organism: Xenopus laevis (African clawed frog)
Lineage: Eukaryota; Metazoa; Chordata; Amphibia; Anura; Pipidae
Gene: wdr86.L
Product: WD repeat domain 86 L homeolog
Exons: 7
Coding region: 1298-2545 (415 amino acids)
Source: RefSeq, a predicted model, not a curated record
GGGGGGGGGUGAGACUGAGGGGUCAUGUUAUAGAGCCUGGAGCGCUUGCAGGGAUCUCUCCCACUCCUCUGCUCAGGAUACAAAGCAGCUCCCAGACACAAGCCCCUACAGCUGCACCAAUCCUGCUGCUCCUCAGGGGUAACUCCAGGACUCCCACAUUUCUCAACCAAGAAGCCCCCACGUGAACUCAACUUUCUCAGGGGGUGCCAGAUGCAGUACAGCACUGCUAGGAUACAAUAUUCCUUCUAUAUUCCUGAUCAUCUGGCUGUAUUCCUGAUCCUCUGGGUGUAUUCCUGAUCUUCCUGAUCCUCUGGGUGUAUUCCUGAUCCUCUGGGUGUAUUCCUGAUCUUCCUGAUCAUCUGGGUGUAUUCCUGAUCUUCCUGAUCAUCUGGGUGUAUUCCUGAUCCUCUGGGUGUAUUCCUGAUCUUCCUGAUCCUCUGGGUGUAUUCCUGAUCCUCUGGGUGUAUUCCUGAUCAUCUGGGUGUAUUCCUGAUCCUCUGGGUGUAUUCCUGAUUUUCCUGAUCAUCUGGGUGUAUUCCUGAUCCUCUGGGUUUAUUCCUGAUCAUCUGGGUGUAUUCCUGAUCAUCUGGGGGUAUUUCUGAUCCUCUGGGUUUAUUCCUGAUCAUCUGGGUGUAUUCCUGAUCAUCUGGGGGUAUUCCUGAUCCUCUGGGUUUAUUCCUGAUCAUCUGGGUGUAUUCCUGAUCAUUUGGGCAUAUUCCUGAUCACUUGGGUGUAAUCCUGAUCAACUGAGUGUAUUCCUGAUCCUCUGGGUGUGUUUCUGAUCAUUUGUGUGUAUUCCUGAUCAUCUGGGUGUAUUUCUGAUCCUCUGGGUGUAUUCCUGAUCUUCCUGAUCAUCUGGGUGUAUCAUCUGGGUGUAUUCCUGAUCAAUCAUCUGGGUGUAUUCCUGAUCAUCUGGGUGUGCACCAGGAGCCUGGAUUCUGGGGGACCUAUCACCCCAUGACUGGGUCAUAGAGGAACCCCUAAAAGUUGCUGCUUUAAUGGUGCCAAGAACCAGACUCAGCAGGGCACCCUCUGGAUGGUAUUUGCAGUGACUUGCCCCCCUGCAGCUGAUUAAUAGGUCACAUGUGGAACUCAUCUGAGCAGGGCUGGGGUGGAACCUGAACAAAAGCGAGGAUGUUCCCCUCAAUAGACUGACUUCAAAGACAACAGGCAGGACGAGCUAUUGCUGAGCUGGGCAAGGUAUCGUAAGGUUAUUUGUCAGUGGAGAUAAUGUGAAGUCCAACAGAGGGUUGUGCCUGGCGUUGCUGAGCUUUCCCACACCUGAGAGGGUGACCCCAUGAGUCCAACCCUAACUGAAACUGCCCAUGCUGGGCUCCGGAGGAUGGGGAGCACUGGCUCCACUUGUGGCACAUCCAGUUCUUUGGUAAAAGUCUGCACUGAUCACAAGGGAGGAAUUAAUUGGGUGAGUCUGAGCCCGGACGGGUGCCACCUGCUGACUGCCAGCGAGGACUGUACUGGCCGACUCUGGAGGACAUCAGACAACCAGUGCUGCAAGGUGCUGUGUGGGCACGGGAGUUACAUUACUUUCUGUCACCUGGAGAACGAGGCGGCUUUCACAUGCAGUGCCGACCAAACCGUGAGAAAGUGGGAGGUGUCCACAGGCGAGUGUCUGAUGGUUUAUACGGGACACACCUCUAUUGUGAACAGGAUUCUGGUGUCCAAGGGCUACAUCUUCAGUGGAUCGUACGACAGAACCGCUCGCAGCUGGAAUGUAGACACUGGCCAAAGCCUUCAGGAGUUUCAGGGUCAUCGGAACUGCGUCCUGACUCUGUCUCACUUCUCCUCCUACGAUGUACUGGAAGCCUUAGACAUGGAAGAGAAAGAGGUGAAAGAAUUCCUUGUGACUGGAAGCACAGACUGUACCAUUAAAAUAUGGGAGGUGUCCAGUGGGUGCUGCUAUCAGACACUGAGGGGCCACGUGGGGGCCAUUCUGUGUGUCGUCUUGGAUACGUCCAAUGGGGAGCUGUAUUCUGGCAGCAUGGACUGCACCAUCCGUCGGUGGAAUAUGGUCACUGGGGACCAACUCACUGUAUUCAGGCACCAUCAAGGCUCCAUCAUCUGCUUAGAGAUAGUGGGCCGCCAUUUGUAUUCAGGGAGCGUGGACAGAACAGUGAAAUGCUGGUUAACGGAUACCGGGGACUGUGUCAGAACCUACAAGACGCACAAACACAGCGUUAGCACACUGAAAUAUCACGCUGGAAUCUUGUUUACGGGAAGUGGUGAUGCCUGCGCCAGAGCCUUUAAUACAAAAUCUGGAACCCUGCAACGAGUUUUUCAAGGCCACUCAUUUAUCAUCAACUGCAUUCAGAUCCAUGACAAUUUUUUGUACACGGCCUCUCAUGACGGUGCCCUCCGAGUGUGGGACAUCAAAGAUCUUUGCCAGCAGAACAAGCCACCCAUUAAGAAGGAGAGGUCCUUGAAGAGCAAGACUUCUCAUAAGGGAAGCCUCUCUCACAUCUUCAAUAAUAAAGUUGGCUGCUCGCUAGAAGUCAGUGGGCAGAGCGAUCCUGCAGAACUUGUCUAAAUUCACUUCUAACCUGGGACAUCUCCUGACAUGGACAUCUGGAAUAAACUAUGAACUAAGGCUUUACCCAUAAGGAAAGGUUUAGCUGAACAGUUAUGACAUCCAUGUUUUGCCAGAAGUGGAGCUGCUCUCUUGAACUUUGACUCAUUAUUGUAUCUAACGGACACCCUAGUAGACUUAUGAUAACAAGAUAUCUUAUGGAUCUACUGCCAAGGCCUAACUGGUGUAUGGUGGGAACAUCUAAUAAACUGUCAGUGUGCUAAA